Molecule: messenger RNA, 1278 nt
Organism: Alternaria arborescens
Lineage: Eukaryota; Fungi; Ascomycota; Dothideomycetes; Pleosporales; Pleosporaceae
Exons: 1
Coding region: 1-1278 (425 amino acids)
Source: RefSeq, a predicted model, not a curated record
AUGCAGUCACAACAAGAUCCAGAAGGUCCUCCAGUGACUGAUCAGAGCGCGCAGCUGACGCAAUCCCCAAAUGCGGCCUCACCUACACCCGAUGGUUGUUGUACGACUGAACAGGAGCAAACUCACUCCGGCCAAUUUAACACGAUUCUUCCCGAGUCAGCACAAGGACGAGCCCCAGAAGGAUAUGAAGUUUGUCGGGCGGAAUCGCAAGAGCAUUCGAAUGGUGCACCUGCAAGUAAUCCACACGCUAUCGAUACGAGCGGUCAACACUCCCACUACAGGAAUAGAGCAACGGGUUCAUCCUCGGCCGAUCUUCUUCUACCAUCUCAUGCGGAACCUCAAUCAGUGUCGAGCGGUCCUACGGUCGCUAGACCCAGCACGACGACGACGGCCGAAUCGGCAGAUCAACACGUACCCCGAGACGACGAACGUAGCACUCAGCCUUCCACAAUACAACCGAGCACGAAUCUCGCAAGUCAUUCUGAAGUCCCCCUCACUAUGAUACAAUACAUCACACAAAGUCCGCAGCCGGCAUGGAACUCACUGAGCCUAGCAGGCCUCUCGAUCGAUGACAGGGCUAGUCAUUUCACCACACGAUUUACCACACCAGACGCAACGCCAGAACAACGUGAGACAUGGAACGACCCAAUUUUCACCGACCUCCAUCCGAACGCCAGGGCCAUGUAUCUCGCUAUGACAUCUGCCUGUCCAGAUGCAGCGCCUCCUCAUCAUCCGCUCUGGAACCACCCGUUUCUUGCGCAACUCCCGUAUAGGCGCAGGGCCUUCGCCAUCGCUGCAGACAUGACAUCAUAUCUUAUGCAAAGAGAAUGGGAACAGAAUGACCUACGAAAUGCGGCGGAGCAGAGAAGUGCUCUCUGGCCGGUUCGAUACGGUGACAUCUAUGAUAAGCUCAAUGAAUCCACGAUUUCAUAUCGAGUCGACGAACUGCUACGGCCUUACCUUGACGAGCGCCGCGACUUCGUCCGCAUGACUGAUCGCAUGCUUCUCCAAGCUCGACAAGCACGCGCAAUAGCGCUCUUGGAUACCACCGCCAUGGACGAAGAGAUCGUGCAUCGCACACAAAGCAAAUUGCGACGGCAGGGAUGUCGACGCGACGGAUUGGAACGUGGAACUACAGACACAGAAGAUGGUGAAGCUCCUGUAAGGUGGACAAGAGGCAUUCAUGAACCUUUACAUACGUUUCAGACAAGGCGGAGAGAGUACGAGCCUUUGACUGACCCUGUUUCCUUGUCUGCUCCUGGGAUGACUUUUGGUUAG